This is a messenger RNA of Cornus florida, 1410 nucleotides long. RefSeq names its product GDSL esterase/lipase At5g55050-like. Gene Ontology annotation, molecular function: hydrolase activity, acting on ester bonds. The record is from RefSeq and is a predicted model, not a curated record. NCBI's taxonomy places the organism in Eukaryota, Viridiplantae, Streptophyta, Magnoliopsida, Cornales, Cornaceae. The coding region runs from base 205 to 1311 and encodes 368 amino acids. The transcript is spliced from 5 exons.
UGAAAAGACUUGAGAAGUGGACUGUUUGCUCCUCCAAACGUCCACCCAUUCACACUCUGCACCAUACAAAACUUUAGCUUUUCCAACCCCUUUAAAACCCAACCCCUCCGGCAGUCCAUAUUCCAAACUCAUAUUACACACACACACACACACACACACACACACACAUAUAGAGAGAGAGAGUUCUAAACUGCUAUAAGUAAAAUGGCCUGCAAUGUUUCAGGAGGAGUGACUACUUUGUUUUUCUCUGUCUUGAUGUUGGGUUUGAUGAGUGGUUGGUCUGAAGCUCAGAAGGACGUUCCUGCUAUGUACAUAUUUGGUGACUCGCUGGUGGAUGUUGGCAACAACAAUCAUCUCAAGCUGUCCCUUGCUAAAGCCAAUUUCCCACAUAACGGCGUUGACUUUCCCGGCAAAAAACCAACCGGACGAUUCAGUAACGGCAAAAAUCCGGCAGAUUUUCUAGCUGAGAAAGUGGGGUUAGUGACUUCACCACCAUAUCUAUCUCUACGAAAAUCGAACAACAGCAAGGCAUUCCUCACCGGUGUUAGCUUUGCCUCUGGGGGUGCAGGAAUCUUUGAUGGCACAGAUGCAGUCUAUCGACAAUCAAUCCCUUUGACACAACAAGUAGACUACUAUUCAGUUGUGUACCAAGGGGUAGUGCAACAGCUAGGAUCUGCCGGUGCACAGCAACAUCUGUCAAAAUCUGUGUUUGCCAUUGUGAUCGGAAGCAAUGACUUACUGGGCUACUUCAAAUCUGGCUCUGAACUUCCCAAGAAAAACACCCCACAACAAUAUGUUGAUCAUAUGAUUCUCACCCUCAAACUACUGUUGAAGAGGAUGCACAACCUCGGUGCACGUAAAUAUGUAGUUGCCGGGAUCGGAAUGAUCGGAUGCUGUCCAGCACAGAGGAACCAGAACAAGACUGGGAAUGGAGAAUGCAAUGAAGAAGCAAACCAUUGGUCUCUUAAGUACAAUGAAGGCCUAAAGUCAAUGUUGCAAGGACUGAAGUUGGAGCUCAAGGACAUUAGCUACUCCUAUUUUGAUGCAUACACUGCCUUUCUUAAUUUUAUUCAAAAACCAGCAACUUAUGGAUUCAAAGAGGUUAAAUCUGCUUGCUGUGGAUUGGGGGACUUAAAAGCUCAGGUUCCAUGUGUACCAAUUGCCUCCUAUUGCUCCAACAGAAAUGAUCAUCUUUUUUGGGAUCUAUAUCAUCCCACAGAGGCAGCUGCUAGAUUUUUAGUGGAUUUAAUUUUCGAGGGUUCAAAAGAACAAGUAUUUCCUAUGAAUUUGAAGCAGCUAAUUGCCGUGUAGACCAAGUAAUACAAACAAGCAAUGCAUAAUUAUUAAUUGUCUUCCCUGUAUUAAAAUUUGUAACAAUAUCUAAGAAGCUUUGCAGUUUUACCCUCCAAA